Messenger RNA from Acanthamoeba castellanii str. Neff, 1794 nucleotides. Its product is annotated as hydrolase, NUDIX domain containing protein. Bases 1 to 1794 code for a protein of 597 amino acids. The transcript is spliced from 8 exons. Gene Ontology annotation, molecular function: manganese ion binding; hydrolase activity; RNA binding. Gene Ontology annotation, biological process: deadenylation-dependent decapping of nuclear-transcribed mRNA. Gene Ontology annotation, cellular component: cytoplasm. NCBI's taxonomy places the organism in Eukaryota, Discosea, Longamoebia, Acanthamoebidae. The record is from RefSeq and is a predicted model, not a curated record.
AUGGAGCAGUUGUGCACCACCCUCGAAGAAGCCUUCUGGGACUACAAAGAUCUCUACGCUGCCGAGAAUCCAGACGUCUUCCCUGCAGUGACCUUCAAGCAGUUCGUGGAGCUGUGCCGGGCAGAGCAGCCGCCCUUCUGCAACUUUCGCUCUUCGCCGCGGGACAUGGCCGACUGGUACCUCAAGUACAAGCGCACGCUCAACAGCUACGGCGCCAUCCUCCUCGACUCCACGCUCAAGAAGGCACCCACCUGCGUGAUGGUGCGCGGCAUCGGCACGAGCAUCUGGGGCUUCCCCAAGGGCAAAGCCAAGUUCGUGCCCAAGGCACGCCAGAAGGAGGGCCCGGGCGAAGCGGAGGAGGCCGCGGGUCCCGCGCUCGAUAUGGAAAAGGAAACCGCCGUGGAGUGUGCGAUCAGGGAGGUCUUCGAAGAGCUCGGCAUAGACCUUACCGACCGCAUCGACGAGAAGCUGCUCAUUGAAUGGAAUGUGGGGAAGCGCAAGGCCGUCUUCUUCAUCAUUCCCAAUGUGCCGCGAGACACACCUUUCGCGCCGCAGCUGCGAAACGAAAUCGAAGAGAUCGCCUGGAAGCCCGUCGGCAUGCUGGCGGAGCUCAACAGUCACUACAAGCCCCUUGCCGAGAAAUUGCAACAAUGCAUCGCCGACUACAAACCGCCAAAGGACGAGAAGGACGCCGCCGGGAGGGAGAACGGGGCCGAAGAGGCGGACGACGAUGACGACGACGAGGGCAGACCGGGGCACGCCGAGGGGCGCGACGCCUAUCCCGGGAUCGCCUUCAAGCUGCGCCGGAUCAAGGAGGGCUGCAAGCGAUGCCCCCUGUGCGGCAUGUGGUUCAUGCCCGGGCGCCAGCUGCACAUGGCCCGCCACCUCAAGACCUGCGCCGAAAUGGAACUCAAACAGCUCGAGGGAGAGGCGCCCAAUGCACAACCGCAGCAGCCCCAGUCUCAGCCGCAACCUCCGCUUGUUCACCAGUUGCCGCCUCCCGAUCAGUGGGCGGCCGGGGCGCCGCCCACGCCCCACCAACAGCAACUGCCGCCACAGCCCAUCUACUCCCCGCCGCCGUCCAUGCCCAUGCCCGUGCAGCAGCAGCACUACGGCGGCCCACCACCCCAGCAGCAGCUCUACGUGCCGCAGCCGAUGGGUCCCUCCCCGCCCGCUACGCAGCCAGCCUCCGCCCUGCAAGCCCUCCAGCAGGCCCUGCAGAAGGCAGUCGGCGAGCGAAUGGCACAACAACAACAGCAACAGCAGCUCCCCAGCCCGCCUCAGUCGGCCUUCAGCCCCUCUCCUCCGCCCUCCUCGUUCGGCGCGCCGCCGCAGCAGCAGCAGCAAAUUUUCCUCCUGCCUCCGCUGCAGCCUUCACCGCCGCCGCAGUAUCAACCUCAGCAACCGGAACAGCCCUACCACCAGCAGCAGCAGCAACAGCAGCCACCACCCUUCUAUCACCCGCCGCCGUCCCCGCAGUAUCAUCAGCCCCAACCUCCUUCACAGCAACAGCAGCCACCACCCCAGUUCCUGCCCGAUCAGCAGCUACAACAGCCACAGCAUCAACAACAGCAGUUCACCAGCUUUUUCCCUCAGCAGCAGCAGCAGUAUGCACCACCACAGCAGCCGCCAUCCGGAGAGGUUCCCCAUCAGCAGCAGCACUACGGCGGCCCACCACUCCAGCAGCAACAGGCAGGCCCGAUGCAGCCGCAGCCACCACCGCAGACCACGCAGCUGGGCCAGACGCGAAGCCAGAUCCUGGAGGGUCUGCAGGCGCUUUUGCGCGGUCCGUGA